Aspergillus japonicus CBS 114.51 is the source of this 729-nucleotide messenger RNA. RefSeq lists its product as uncharacterized. Bases 1 to 729 code for a protein of 242 amino acids. The record is from RefSeq and is a predicted model, not a curated record. The transcript has a single exon. NCBI's taxonomy places the organism in Eukaryota, Fungi, Ascomycota, Eurotiomycetes, Eurotiales, Aspergillaceae.
AUGACCGAGGAGAUAGGCGUCGAGGUGAUAGGCGUCGAGGCGAUGCGCGUAUUCUUCCACUCGAACCUACGCAAGCUAGCCACCCUCUCCCGCGACGCCCGCCAACAAAUGGAAGUCCGCGUCAGGUGGGCCUAUAUACACGAGACGCCCCCGGACGUGGUCUGCGGGUUGUGCCGGGACCACGACCACAGCGACGCCGACACGCGACUCUGGAUGUGUCCGAUGAGGGCGUGCGGACGCAGCGCCUGGCAUGAUGCCUGCCUCGAAGGGAUGUAUAGAAUGGCGGCAAGGGCCGGCCGCAUGCUGGCGUUCGGGUGUCCGGCUUGUGGCACGGGGUGGUGGCUCCGGAGCGAGAUGAGCGCGGAGGGGGCGCGGUUGCGCGAGGAGUGGGAAGAGUUCCAGAUGCAGCAGCUGCUGCAGGGGGUGGAUCAGAUGAAUAUGCCGGUUGUGCAGAGUGUGCCGGGUGUGCCAGGUGUGCAGCAACAGGGUGUGCAGCAAGGUGCACAGCAACCGGACUUAGAGCAGGAGCGCCUUUUCCGCCACCUCCUCCAUCUGUUCCAGCACUACCAGCAGAACAGGCAGCAGGUUUUAGAGCAGGAGACUCACCUCCGCCAACUCUACGAGCAGUACAAACUGAACAAGCAGCAGCAGCAGUACCAUCAGACCCAGCAGACCCAGCAGAAUUCGAUGCCGCUGCUACAGUCAGAACUAUGGGUUGAAGACACUUGA